This is a messenger RNA of Papaver somniferum (opium poppy), 918 nucleotides long. RefSeq lists its product as uncharacterized. Lineage: Eukaryota; Viridiplantae; Streptophyta; Magnoliopsida; Ranunculales; Papaveraceae. The transcript has 2 exons. The record is from RefSeq and is a predicted model, not a curated record. The coding region runs from base 1 to 918 and encodes 305 amino acids.
AUGAUACUACUUGUUUAUGUGGAUGAUAUUAUCUUAGUUGGCUCAUCUGAUUCUUUACUCUCAUCCUUCAUUACUUCUCUCAAGACUGCUUUUGCAAUGAAAGAUUUAGGUCCUCUACAUCACUUUCUAGGCAUUGAGGCUACCUUUGAUACUUCUUCUACAAAGUUACUUCUUACUCAGAAUAAGUAUUCACUGGAACUCUUAAAGAAGCAUGAUAUGAUGGGUUGUAAACCUUGUAGAACUCCAGUCUCUCAUGGCCAAAAAGAUUCUAUUUCAGAUGGUGUUCCUCUGCCUGAUGCUACUGUUUAUAAAAGAUUAGUUGGUGGUCUUCAAUAUCUAACUCUCACUAGGCCUAACAUUAGCUUUGCUUUAGCUAAAAGAAUUCUGCGCUACAUCAAAGGCUCUUUAGAACAAGGUAUUACACGCAGAUCUGGUGAUUGUAGAAAGCUGGUUUCUUAUUGUGAUAGUGAUUGGGAAGGUUUCCCUGAUACUCGCAAGUCUACUUCUAGGUACUGUGUUUUUAUUGGUGGUAAUCUAGUAUCCUGGUCUUUGAAAAAGAAGCAGACUAUUUCUCGUUCUUCUACUGAGGCAGAAUAUCGUGGACUGGCGAAUGCUGAUGCGGAAAUAUUGUGGCUAUCAUAUCUCUUUGAGGAACUAUCUGUAAGAUUAUGUCUUCCUUGUACUCUAUACUGUGACAAUAUGGGAGCUGGCAGUCUUACAACAAAUCCAAUUUUUCACGCUCGAACCAAGCAUAUUGAAGUGGAUUACCAUAUGGUCCGUAAUCUGGUGAAUUUUGGAUUCCUAAGAGUUUCAUAUAUUCGUACAUUAAGCCAGAUUGUUGACUUUUUUACUAAGGGCUUAUCAAAGGACCAGUUUCAUGAUCUUCGUUGCAAACUAAUGCCUUCUGUGAAAGCUUAG